AUGCACUCGCGCUCAGUAUCGUGUCAUAUUCAAUUCCAUCACCAUAUGGGGCCAGAGUGCCUGAUAACGAAGCUAUUUGUAAGAACUGAAGUGGACCAGACCAGAUGGCACUGCACAAGGUUACCUCGGCUCUCGCCAAGCGCCAAGCAAUCCGACCUCACCUCUUGCCCGUCUCCAAACAUCUUUCAGAACAUCCACGACCAACUUCCAAUGACCAGAGCCAUCUUGAAGAUCACAAAGCACAGGACAGUCCUCCAAGUACCUCUGAGACCUUUCUUUGUCCGCCCCUCCAAACGCACAAUGUCGUCGAACAAGACCAAAGCCCCUCCCAUCAUCGCCACAAGGACGUCAACCUGUCUUUGCAAGUCGGUGCAAGUACAAAUUACUGGUGAAGACAAGAAUGCUGUGCUCUGCCACUGUGAUAACUGCCGUCAAGCCAGUGGGAGCGCAUUCAUGCAUAAUCACCGAAUAAUGAAAAGUGAUAUCAAAGUGUUGAAGGGAGAGAAUCUGUUGAAAGUGUAUGAGGAUUCGGCGACAAAGAGCGGGAAUACGAUUUUCAGGCAUUUUUGUGGGAAUUGUGGUUCGCCACUUUGGCUCUCCAAUUCUGCGAUCAAGGGCUUCGCGGCCAUGAAUGUCGGCAACCUCGAUGAGGAAAAGAGACCGCCUUUUAUGGAGCUAUUCAAAGAGGGAAAACAUGCCUGGAUUGGAGAAGUUACUGGAAAGGCCAAGUUGUAACAUCAUUGCUGGUCCCCACGGGCAGAUUCGUGAACAGAAAUGGAAUGACACCACGUGCACCUCAAUGUUGCAUUUGCUCAAACUGAACGAUCGCC
Cercospora beticola is the source of this 830-nucleotide messenger RNA. RefSeq names its product GFA family protein. The record is from RefSeq and is a predicted model, not a curated record. Lineage: Eukaryota; Fungi; Ascomycota; Dothideomycetes; Mycosphaerellales; Mycosphaerellaceae. Gene Ontology annotation, molecular function: carbon-sulfur lyase activity.